Messenger RNA from Prorocentrum cordatum, 5519 nucleotides. NCBI's taxonomy places the organism in Eukaryota, Dinophyceae, Prorocentrales, Prorocentraceae. The record is from the annotation of a GenBank genome assembly.
AUGCAGGCGAUCAGCUCUUUCUUCAGCGAGUUUCUCCAGCCCGGCUGCCAUAGUCAGGGCUGCUCGGCAGGACUGCCCGGCCUGCGUCUGCAAGAGGCGAUUUGGGCCGAGGCUUCGCUCCGUGUCUUCGUGCUCGGGGCGGUCUUCGUCGCGGGCCUGUUGCUGGGAGCGGCGGGUCAGCUGCUCUUCGGGCCUCGCGUGGCCGGGCUCUCGGCGACAGCAGCGCCAGCACCGGCGGCGAUCCUUUCGAUUGACGACGAGGCUCGGCCUGGCGACUUCAUCCUCAUCCGCUACAACGUCGGCGGCCGGCGACUGUGGCACGAGAGGCUCGUGCUGUGCCUCGCGGUGGCCCCCCCUUGGGGGGUGGGCAUCCUCACCCCAGAUGGGGGCGCCUACGUGGAGAUCGUCAUCGGGGGCGCCGACAUCGCGGCAUGUGCGGUGUGCGACCUCGGCGCGGCGGGCGGCGCGGCGGCGGCGGUCGGCGCUGACGCGACCUACCGCUUUCGAGCGAUCCCGCUCGCGGCCGAGGUCGCGCAGGGGCUGCAGGACGUGGUGACGACGCUGGGGCUGCCGGCUCAGCCCGCCGUCGUGCCGAACAUCGGCGGGAGGGCCGUCGCGCCGGCGGCAGCCGCCGUGGCCCCGGCGGGCGCCGCGGGCGCCGGCGGCGCGGGCGCCGCCGCAGGCGUCGACGGGCCGGCGGCCGCCCUUGCAGGCGCUGGAGUCGGCGGAGCGCCGGCGGGCGGGGCCCUGCUGGCCGCGGCGCCGGCGCCGGCGGCCGCGCCCUGCGCUGGGGCGCUGGUGCCAGCAGCAGCGGCGCCCGCGGCACCCAAGGCGGCCCUCGCCGCCGCACCGCCCGCGGCGGCGCCGGCGCCGCCCGUGGCCAUCGCGCUGGCUGGGGCGCCGCCGAUGGCCGCGGCGGCCAGCGCUCCUGGGGGCGACCUGAGGAUCAUGCCCGUGCAGCUCGACGUUCGCGGAGUGCGGCACCGGCCAUUCUCGGAGGCGGUGAGGCUGCUCUGGGAGGUGCCGUUCGCCGACUGGCCGAUCGACGGACCGCGGACCUUGGCGUGGGUGGUGGACUUCAUCGAGAGGGUUGCUGGCACGCCGCUGGCCUGGCACCAGAAGUUUCGGACGGACGGCCAGCUCGAUGACGACGAGCCUGGUGUGGCCAAUCACGAGAUGAUGUGCCGCCUGCUUGAGGUGGCGUUCUGCUACGACCAGCUCCACGGCUCGAACCUCGCGUCGCUGGAGCUGGUCGCGAGGUCGAUCCAGACUGAGAAUGAGCGGUACCGCCACAGGUUCGAGAGUGCGGAGGACCUCGCCGUGAAUCGCAACCUGAUGAUCGGGAUGGCGCACGGGCACGGGCACAUCUGCGUCUGUCCUGCCCUCCGCGACUACGUCGCCGCGCAGCUCCAGGAGGAGGCCGCCAUCAGCAAGGAGCGGCGGAAGGCCCGCGAGGAGCGGGCGCUCGCAGCUGGAUCCGAAGGCGACCACGGCGGCGGCGCAGUCAACGAGAGCCAGCGGGUGGCCAUGCAGAAUCUGAACACCGCUUAUCAUCGGCUCGGGCGUCAACCUGAGCAGUAUGCCGAGACGCGUGAGUGCGAGGACGGAGCCCUCGGCGAGCUCCUCCAUGGCGCUGCCAUUGAUGGAGAUGGCGCCUGCAGCCCGUCAGUCCCGUAUAUCCGAGAGCAUAUCUCAUGGCCGUCGUCGAGCUCGGCACCAGUGGAGUUGACCGCCCUCGCGGGCAUCUCGGAGGCGGCGCGCCUGCGGGGGCUUGUCGGCGAUCCUCGGACCUAUGCAGAAUUCCUGGGCAAGCUCCACGGCAAGGGGGUGGUUGACUACUCUGUCGCUGCGGACGCCAAGGGCACGGUGGGCGUGUUUUUCGCCCCGGAGGAGAACGGGACGCAGCGCAACAUCUUUGAUACUCGCAUCGUAAAUUGUUUCUUCAGAGCGCCUCCGAAGACCAGGCUACCCACCGCGGCGGCCCGGGGUUCAGUGGAGGUGCCCUCCUCUGGGGCCUUCGUGGCCACAGCGGACCUGGAGUGCGCUUUUUACCGCGCGAAGCUGCCGGACGGGAUGCAAGAGUACUUCUCGCCCCCGGCGAUCGACUCAACUUUCUUGAUGGAGGCCAGGCUCGGCGACUUGCCCUUCGGGCCGGGCGCGAUGCUCUCGGCCCGCGCGCCGGCGCUGCCCAUGGGCUUCACGCGGGCGCUGCGCCUGUGCAAGGACGUCGCCGCCAACUGCCUGCUGAGGAGCGGCGUGGGCCCGUCGUGCGUGAUCGUCGACGGGCAGGUCGGGAUCGAGCUUGGGCCCUCGCGGCCCGUCGCCGCCGGCGCCUACGUGGACAACGCGGCGACCGUCGGCGCGACGGCAGCGGCGGCGAACCAGCUGUUGCACACCCUGGUGAAGCGCUUCAAGGAGGACGGCCUCGUCGUCCACGAGAUCGUCGAGGCCUCGCCCGACGCGGAGUUCUUGGGCCUGCAACUGCACGCCGGCAGGGCCCUAACCGCCAAGGCGAAGAACGUGUGGAGGCUGCGCGCCGCGCUGGGCGGCCCACUGCGGAGGCGGCGGGUCGCCGGCUACGCGCUGCGCGCCGUGCUGGGGCACAUCGCGUGGAUGAGCGUGCUUAGGCGCGAGGCCCUCGCGACCGUGCGCGCCUGCUGCACCUUCGUCGAGGUGUUCGAGGGCCGCCCGGGCCGCCUGUGGGCUGCCGUUCGGGAGCUGACGGUCGUCCGCAACCUGCCCCCGGUGACGCAGGCGGACCUCGCCGCCGGCUGGCGCAGCGCGAUCGCGUGCAGCGACGCCGCGCCUGGAGGGCUCGGCGUCGCCCGCCAGCGGCUGGAUGGCUCGGCGGUCGCGAGCUGCGCCCGGUUUUCCGAGCGCUGGCGCUUCAAGGUUGCCGGCGCCCAGGCAGCCCGCGAGCGCCCGCUUGCCUGCGGAUCAGCAUCUGAGAAGAUGGCUGCCCACAAAAACGGAUAUCGAGCUGCUGACGCGGACCAGGUGGCCGCCGAGACCCCCGACGACUGCGUAGAGCCGUUUCUGGACGUCUCGGAGGCCCCGCUCGUGGACCCCCUCAUGGACUCCAGCGGGAUGCUCAACAGACGCCCGACGGGGGCCAGGGAGGUCUCAGGUGGGGCCAACAUCCUGUUCCUGGAGGGCGAGGGCCUCUGCCUGGCCUACCGUCACCUUCUUCGGGGCUCUGGCGGCCUGGGCACGAGGUCGCGCGUGCCGAGCGCGGGGGCAGCCGCAGCCCAGCGGCGGAAGCUGGCCCAGCAGGCGCAGGGCUCACGGCCGCUGCUCGCGGGCCUGACGCUGCUCGGGACGCUGGCCGUUCGGGCGAACACCGAGAAGAGCUACCUCCAGAUGCUGAGCAACUUCGUGCAGUGGUGCCGCCAGCGCCGCCAGGACUGGAAGACGUUCGACGAGCUCGACGUGGUGCUGUCCAGCUACUUCUCGGACCACUUCUUGAUGGGGACGGCGUGCAUCAUCGGGGGCCAGACGCUGGCCGCCGUCGCGCGCGCCACCCUCUUCAAGCAGACCGCGCAAGGCCGCCUGCCACAGCCUCGCUCCGCGGUCUAUGCGAUCGCGGGCUGGCUCAUCAGCCACGGGCAGCUGGGGGUGGCCUGCUGGGUGGCGCUGGCGUUUGCAGCCUACCUGAGGCCGGCCGAGGCGCGCGGCCUGACGCGCGAGAGCCUGGUGCCGCUGGCCCCUGCUGCGGGUGCGAGCUACGCCUGCUGGGCGCUGCUGAUGCACCCGCUGGAGCGCGGGGUGGCGGGGAAGACUGGCCGCUGCGACGACAGCGUGGUGAUCGACCAGGCCCCGCUGUGGCCGGUCCUGGCGGCGCUACGUGCCGCGACGGCGCCGGGCGCCAGCCUGUGGACCUCCUCGCUCGACGACCUCACCUUGCAGUUCAGGGCGGCCUGCCGGGCGAUGAGGCUCUCGACGUGGAAGCCGCACCUCUAUAGUCUCCGCCACGGAGGUGCCUCGGACGACCUCCUGACGGGCCGCCGCAGCCCGACCGAGGUGCAGAAGCGCGGGAGGUGGGCGGUGGCGCCGUCGAUGCGGCGCCACGGCAAGGAGGGCUCGCUGCUGGGCGAGAUGGCACGGGUGAACCCGGAGGUGUUUGCGUUCGGGGCCUUCGUCGAGGCGAACUUCGGUGCCUUCCUCGAGCGCGGCUUCCGCGGGAUGAACCUCUAUGCGGCCAGACCAGGCGUUGGGAUCGGUCAGGCCGAGGGGGGCCAGUGCAGCCGGCAUCUGAAGCGGCGUCUGCGACAGGCCCUCGCCUCGGGGCGGACACGGCGCGUCGCGCUGGAGAUUUUCGCUGGCUCUGCUCACCUGACCGAGGCGCUGAAGCGGCGCAAGCUCCCAGCCUUGGCCCUGGAUCUGAGCCGAGGGCCAGUCGAGGAUCACCUGUGCCGCGAGUUCCGCUCCGCCCUGCAUGGAUGGCUGGCGGGCCGAGUCGCGGGCGCCGUGUGGCUCGGCUCGCUGAUAUGGAAGGCGCGGCGGCUCCAGCGACUGCUUCAGCUUCCGUCGUGCCAGCUCUGUACCUUCGACUGCUGCCAGUUCGGCGCCCCCUGGCGCACGCGGGCGACAGUGGCGGCCUGGGGGGCGGUCGACCUUUCUCGGCUGCAGCGGCGGUUCUCCGGCCAGCGCGGGAUUUGGUCGCGGUCCGGGAGGCCCCGUGUGAUCCUCACUGGCCACGCCGACGGCGUGCACCUAAUUGCGCUGGCUGCAGCCUAUCCGCCCCCCUUCUGUCGCGAAAUGGCAAAGCUCAUUGAGCACUCUAUGCGCAGGCAGUCGCACAGGCAUUUAGUUGACAUUGUGACGAGAUAAUCUCCUGCAUCGAAUGUUUAUUUCUUUGACGGCCUGGCGGCCAGUUUCUCUCCGUCGGGGUUGGGGAGUCAGUUGGUCCGUUUCGCUGUUUCAGCCUGUCCGUUCGCGCGUCGACGCCCGGGCCCAAACGGGCUUCGUGCGUCAGCCUGGCUCCGACCCACACAGAUUGGCCCUGCUCGGAAAGAAGUCGUCGGGCCCUUGCUCCGCUCGCGGUGGCUUCCGCCACUCCGCCGCCCCGGCUCCUUCUGUCGUGCCAGGCCGUCCAAGAGCUGGACCUCGGGAGUGGAGGCGGUCUGCGUGGUUUUAACAACACUUUGCGUAGGCGAAACGCGAGGGGGGCCGCACUGACUCGUCAGCUCAUGCCGAUGCUACGCUGUCGGCAUUGGGGCUCAAAGUGCACCCGCCCGCGAGCAACCCAGUCAAAGUUUCCUUUGCCGUGCCUUUGAAUGCCCUCAAUGAGGGGAGUCAGUUGGUCCGUUUCGCUGUUUCAGCCUGUCCGCUCGUGUGUCGACGCCCGGGCCCAAACGGGCUUCGUGCGCCAGCCUGGCUCCGACCCACACAGAUUGGCCCUGCUCGGAGAGAAGUUGUCGGGCCCUUGCUCCGUUCGCGGUGGCUUCCGCCACUCCGCCGCCCCGGCUCCUUUUGUCGCGCCGGGCCGUUCAAGAGCUGGCCCUCGGGAGUGGGGGCGG